Messenger RNA from Lagopus muta (rock ptarmigan), 1928 nucleotides. It is a transcript of the gene F2RL3, whose product is annotated as F2R like thrombin or trypsin receptor 3. The transcript has 2 exons. The record is from RefSeq and is a predicted model, not a curated record. Gene Ontology annotation, cellular component: membrane. NCBI's taxonomy places the organism in Eukaryota, Metazoa, Chordata, Aves, Galliformes, Phasianidae. Gene Ontology annotation, biological process: blood coagulation; thrombin-activated receptor signaling pathway; phospholipase C-activating G protein-coupled receptor signaling pathway. Gene Ontology annotation, molecular function: thrombin-activated receptor activity. Bases 37 to 1197 code for a protein of 386 amino acids.
CCAGCUGCCUCCUAGCACUGCAGCUCCUGCAGCAGCAUGGGGACCUCCAGGAGCAGGCAGUUGGCACCCCGGCUCGCGCUGUGCUGUGCUGCGUGGGGAAUGGGCCUGGCAGCACCAGAUUAUGAUGAUUACUCUCAGAACAGCACCAGCGAGCAGAUAACAACGGCAGAGAUCACACCAUGCCCCCGAGCCAUCCCCGGCGAAAAGGCCACGAUAGACAACACGACAUACCUGCUGCUGCACGAGGCCGCUCGCUCCCAGCUGAGCAGUGGGGUCACAGUGCUGCUCAUCCCCUCCCUCUACAGCCUCGUCUUCCUGCUGGGGCUGCCCUCCAACGGGCUGGCCCUCUGGGUUUUGGCUACCAGAACUGAGAAGCUGACCUCCACCAUCUUCCUGAUGAACCUGGCUGCAGCAGACCUGCUGCUCAUAUCCGUGCUGCCUUUCAAGAUAAUCUACUACUUCCUUGGGAACAACUGGCCCUUUGGGGAAGGUCUGUGCCGGGUCACCACAGCUUUCUUCUAUGGGAACAUGUACUGCUCAGUGCUGCUGCUCACGUGCAUCAGUGUGGACCGGUACCUGGCAGUGGUGCAUCCUUUCUUCUCGCGCUCUUUCCGCACCCCUGCCUUCGCUGCCUGGACCUGUGCUGCUGUCUGGCUCUGCGCUGCUGUCAUCACUCUGCCCCUGACUCUGCAACAGCAGUCGUAUCCCCUGUACAGAGCCGACAUCACUCUGUGCCACGAUGUUCUCCCUAGGCAGGAGGAUGACGGCUAUUACUUCUACUACUUCGUCUGCCUCAUCACCUGCGCUUUCCUCGCUCCUCUGGUGGUGAUGCUGUUCAGCUACUGCUCAGUGCUGCAAGCCCUCCUGGGCAGUGGGAAGAGGUACUCCCACUCCAUGAAGCUCACCGCUCUCGUGCUGUUCACACUCGUGGCCUUCUACACUCCCAGCAACGUUCUCCUCCUCGUUCAUUACUCCAGCUAUCGGUGCAAGCUGUACGGCAGUUUGUACACCGGCUACAUGGUGAGCCUGGCCAUCAGCACCUGUAACAGCUGUGCUGACCCCUUUGUCUACUACUACGUAUCGGAAGAUUUCCGGGAGAAGGUGAGGAGCACGUUCUUCAAUUGCAGCAAACCUCCCUCCUUACAAACCUCCAAAGAAACACUUCCUCAGAAAAGCUCCAAGGAGUCACUGGUGUAAGUCUCCAUCCCAGCUCCCUGCCCCACGGCACUCCCAACUGUGGGGUGGGACAAAGCACUGGGACUUCACGAGUUUCAUCCAGAGCAGUGAGGAGCAGUUCCCAGCAGACAAGUCUCAGGAAGAAAGAACCACGUUCUUCUGUCUGCACAGCUAAGACCAAACAACAUGUGAGAUAUGGAGUGCUGAACACAUAUAGAUCUGUGAUUGGAACCCUGCAUGCAACUUCUCAUCUGGUUACACCUGCCAGGGAUGCUUCUGUUGUACACCCAGGUCUGCUUUUAAUGCGUGCUGUGAGCUGGCUGCUAUCUGCCUUCUAUUUCAUUUUUCUGGCUUCCUUGCUGUCCUUGAACCCAUAUUCUUUUUACCUAAAACUGAAGGAGAACAGGCACUUGCAUUACCAAAUUUCUAAACAUUUCAAAAAUAUCAGGAGGCACUUACAAAAAAGGCACCCAUUGUCUGAACUAAAAUGCUCUGCCCACAGAACACAGAGCACCAGCUUUUCUAGCUAUUACGUUCUUGGCUUAACCAAGAAUCACCACCCCAGUAAAGGCAGCCCACUGUCACUAAUGUAAAAACCCAAUUCCUUCAUCCCUGUUGAUGCUAAUGAUCUCUGGCACCCAAAACUUCUUAAGGCCAAGACUGUAUUCUGCCUCUUGAAGGAAAAUAUUAAAAAAGGAAUUGAGAAAACACUCAAGACUUUUUUUUUCCCUUUUUUCGCUUCAUAUCACACA